This is a messenger RNA of Zeugodacus cucurbitae (melon fly), 9268 nucleotides long. RefSeq names its product Protein FAM214A (gene atos). The transcript has 9 exons. The record is from RefSeq and is a predicted model, not a curated record. Lineage: Eukaryota; Metazoa; Arthropoda; Insecta; Diptera; Tephritidae. Bases 2745 to 8507 code for a protein of 1920 amino acids.
UUUGGAAUUCAGUCGUACAGAUACAACGCUAGUGACAACAUCGUUAACUAGAGCCCAGAGUCGCGCCGCAAGAAGCAGCUGAGUUUGCAGUGAGUGUGAGAGUGAACAGAACAGUGCAGUGCAGUGUGCUUAUUGUGUUGUGUUGGAGAAGUGCAGGGCAGAGCAGAACAGCCGUGUAGUGUCUGAUUUGGAGUGUGUGGUGUGGGGCUGCCUGCGCUGAAGUCUUUCGUGUUUGUGUGUGUGUGCGUUGCAAGGAGUUCGCAGAUUGAACGCGCACGCCAAUCUCCAUAGCACACUUUAUAAAUAUAACGAACGUGCAAAAGACAGAUAUAAUCAGUUUGUCGGUCGGUUGAUUGCUGGAUUUCCGAUAUAAAAAGUGCCUGCACAGCAGCAGUUCAUCUUCCGCAGCGCUACGCGAAUUCAUUAAAUUUCUUCAGCUUAUUGCCCCCGCUGUAUGCUUUUACAAAAACAACUAUAAAAAUAAACAUAAAAGCGUAAAAGUGCUAUGCCACCAAUAAACCAUAAUACAAAAUUUCUAUAGACACUUUAAACGCUGCGCGUGUGUUGUGUGAGACAGUGAGUUGUGAUUAUAUUUUAUUCACAUCGAUUUUGAUACGUGCUAAAAGGAAAUCGCUGAAAACAUUGAAAAAUGCAAUUGUAAUUUAGUGUGUUUGACACCAAUUUCGUAAUUGACAAGCAAAUUCAGUGCAGUGAACAAACAGCAGAGCGACGUUAGCAGCGCCGCGAACGCUAACAGUGACAGAGCGCAGUGCAGUCGAUAGAGCAGUGUGAUAACAUAACGUGCAUAAAUGUAAAGUGAGAGUCGUUAUACGACGGAGGUGUGUCAAAGUUAAAUUUAAGCAAUUACAAAAUAAAAAAAUAAUAAUUGAAAACAUUAAAUUUCUGCUGGCAAAACCGCGUAAGCCACAAUAUUUUCUAAACCACAGCAGAUUUUUUGGCAUAACACACAGCUGACAGCACUAGCAGCAGCAGCGCGAUCAGCAGACCAGUUUUGUUGUAGUAAAAUUUAUCGACAAGCCAGCGUUGUCGUGAGUGUGUGUACAUAUAUAUAUAUACAUAUAAACGUAUAUAUAAAUAGCUUGUGAGUUUUCUGCCUUUCCACCGUCGACGUUUAUGUAUUUUGCCUGACGUUCGGUCAGUCGUCGUGCCAGUCAGUAGGUAUAGCUCGCUCUCUAGCUAAAUAUGUAGCUAGAUUUGCUCGCUACUUGCUGAUUACGAAUUGUAUAUAUACACAUAUAUACAUACAUAUGUAUAUACGCUGUUGAGAAACAUUCGCUUUUUUGCGCUGUCCACACAUCAGUUGACGUUUGGACGUUCAGUCGCACGCGUUGUAUUCGCUCGGAAAAUUAUUUUCAGUGUCUAGUGAAAAAAUAAAAUUAAAAUAAUUGUGAAAAAACAAUAAAAACCAACAACAAGUUCAUACAAUACAAAACCAGUCAGUCAGUCAUCGAACAGCUGACGACGCGUCUGCACGUUUGUGCGCUCUGAACUCAGUCAUCAGUCACCAGUCGGUUAUCUACAUUUGAACUGUAAAGUUGUGACAUACGUUACAUACUUACCUACAAACACCUAUAUAAACGUUAUUGUUGUUUCCCUACAAGCGUUGAGUUGGCAGCUUUAUUGGCUCGGCAGACAAAAAACUAAUGGAAAUUUAUUUGCGUCAAAAAGCGAAGGCAAAGUUUAGAUUGAGACGGACACAUACGUGCAACAACAAAUAUAAUUGUCAACAAAUACCAUAUACAAGUGCCAAUAAAUUGCAAAAUUUUAAAAUACAUUACAAUAAACAAGCAAAAACUUGUGAAAGUACGAUACCGAAAGCAUCGAUCAUUAUCUAUAAUAAAAACAAUUGCAGCCAGUUCAACCUUUUAGUAUCCUUCAAUGCGAUCACAUGAAGGUUCUAAUAGGCAUUAGCUUUUUGCAUAAAGUGUUACGAGUGUAAAAAUUCCACAUCAACGCCAAAUUGAAAAAUAUAUAAAAAGAAGCAUUCAAGUGCAAAAUAAAUUCAGUUUAUAAGAGCUACGCUUUGGAUUUUCCUAUUACCUUCCAUACCUGUAAAAGCAAUUUGUGUGUGUGUUGUAUGUGAUGCAAUAGAAAAGCCAAAACGUAAACGGCAAUCAUCUGUGUGUCAGCGACAACAACAACAACACCAACAACAACAAGAGCAACAGCAGUGAAAAGUGUUUGUGUGUUUCAAGUGACAGCUGUGAAAUUUUCUGUUAUAUGCAAGUAAAAUAAUUUGCAAAAAAAAUUAAUAAAUAUAACAUAAAAAAUUGUGGCAGCUAGCUAACGUACGUAUAUUGUUAUAUACAGACUGUUUUAACAGCAACAACCAUUGUUUAAUUUAUUAUUUAUGAACAAAUUUCAAUACAACAUGGCGUUUUUCAUGAACAACAACAACAACUAACGGAUAAGCACAAAGCGUUUAUCCAUAAAAAUGCCUAAUAAAAAAGCGGUCAUUGUUUUUUGAGGUUGAAAGGUCUUUGAAAGGACUUGACAGCCACCGUCGACGGAUCGAAAGCGAAAGUAUUUGAAACGAUAUUGCAGAAGUGCCGAAGUGCAGCAAUAAUAAUCAGUUAUUUGCUGUAAUCUGCACGAAAGUAAAGAAAACGGGAGAGAGAAAGAGAUAUAAAGAGAGCGCGGAAGUAUAAGUGAAAAGCGGUAAAGCAGAAGUUUUUGGAAUCUGUUUACUAGCAGCACAUCUUUGUUCAAUCCAAUCAGCCAAAAUGAUACCAACCACAGUCAGUAGUUCCACAUCCACCGCUACAGUUAGCGGUGCCACCGGCAAUAACCACAGUACAAGUAACAAUGGACAGGUGAAUAUGUUGUUGUCAACGACGCCAACUGCCAAUACAGUGUCGUCCACUGCCACCACACCACCUGCUGCCCAAUCGCCGUCGGUUUUAUUAGGACUAGCCUCCUUAAUAUUGGAGGGACGCGCUUUAGCCGACGAUGAAUAUCAACCACAAAUUAUGCGUAGCACUGCCCCAGUCAGUGAUACCAGCGGCCUUAGUGGGAGUGGGCAUGGUGGACAUAGUAUCGGCAGUGGCACAGUCAGUAGUGUUGGCAAUCAUUUACAUAAUUACAACACCAGCGGUCUGCUUGCCAAGACUUCGUAUGGCAUUAGUGGGAGUGGUGUUGGCGGCGCUGCUGUCGGCGGAGGACGUCAAUCGCCUACAUCUCGCCCAUCGACAUCUCGUGCUGCCGCCGGCUUUGGUGUCGGUGUUGUUGGUAGUGGACAUGUGAUCAAUAUAACAACGAAUCCAUAUGCCUUUAACAAUAGUGGAGUGAGCGCUGCACACGUACGUGACGCGUCGCCACUCUACAUUGAUCCGUACAGUGCAAACAGUUCGGGAUCUGCAUCCUCAUCGGCGGAGAGCACACAUCAACGUUGGACACAGAAAUUGUGCCAGCUGCGACAGGUUUCGCCAGCCGCUAACCUCAGUACGACCUACGAACAACCCGUGGCGGUAGAGGCACGUGAGCCCGAGCUCGUCGCGCUGGCUAUCAAUGAGUCCGGUGCUAAUGAACGCGGAGAUUUCGAGAUCGUACGUCGCAGUCUACUAAAUCGCACAAAUUUGAAUGCAAUGUGCAGCGCGACAUCCGUGACAGCAACCGGUGGUAGCAGCGCCGGUGCAGGCAGCGCCAGCUCUUCACCGGGUUCGGGCUCAGAUAAUUUUCUGCUUUCGCUGCAAUCGUUGGCGACAACCUGUCUGCGCAGUGGCAGCCCCUCAAUAGAGCCUAAUCAUAGUGGUAUGAGCGCGAAUAGUGCUACUGGCACGCCAAAUAGCUAUCGUUUUGCGACACUCUCCUCCCCACCGCCACCACAGUCAAUGUAUAUUUACCGUGCCACCACACCGACCGCCUCAGCCUCAGCCACAGCACAUCGCUUUCUCGAACAACCUGGUUCGGGCAGCAGUUGUGGCAGUGGCGUACAAUCGCCACGCCCGCAUUGGCCAACGGUUGUGGAUAACUUGCAUACAAAAGAGCGUUAUAUGCGACAUGCGUCGGCAACAAGCGGCAUGAAUUUCGGCUCUGGACGCAUACCAAUCCCGGGCACAGCGGUGAAUACAACAACUGCGUCGGUGGCAGUGGCUGCUGCAGCAACAAUAAAUCACACAACGAAAGUGACGCCGACGACGGCAGCGACAACAACAACAACAGCGUCCAAGCACCCGCAACAGGGACCGCACUGUGAUCAAUUCCUCAGGAAGAUGGGCCUGGCGAAGGGGGAGGCCGCUGAAGCUGAGGAUCAUUUCUGUGAUAUGUCAUACGUAAAUAUAACUUGCUCCCGCUGGCGAGCGUACUGCCAUAAAAUGGAGGCGAUUAUCGGACGUGGCGAACCGGUUUGCAUAGAAGUUUACCUAGGACCGGUGAACCAUAAAAUGCUACUCGAACAAUGGAUCAUUACACAAAAAGAAAAAGUUCCACCGCCCACCAUGACGCUACCGUCACUCUGCAGUGCAAUACGCAGCCAAUUGUAUUUUUCCCAAAUCAGUGCCUGGUGUGAUCUGAUCAAGAAAUCGGAUAAAACUAUAUAUGACACGGGUCGUAUAAUUUUUCACACACCCACAGGAGCUGCUGGUGAUCUGGCCACACCGGUGGGCAGCGCCAACAACGCUGGCAGCAACAUCACACCGGGCACAUCGCCGAAUUCACAUACGCUUAAUAAUCAGCUCAAUAAUGCGCUGUCGGUGAAUCGACGACCACGCCUUAAUAUAUUCUACCGCAUCAAGUCAUUCGACUCCACUGCCUGCUUUAAUUCAAAACCGAAUGUACACAAUUUUCCGAAUGUCAAUGUUUCGGAGAAUUGUAGCAUAUCGGUUUGUCUCAAGAGUCUUCCACGCAUCAACGGCGGCAUACCGAAAAUCGGUACACUUAUGUUGUCCACACCGGGGACAACAAUGGCAACACCAACACCAACAACAACGACAACAGCUACAACUGCCGUAUCAACAACAAUGCCAGUAAUGGCAACAACCAAAGCAACAGCAACUAAAACUAAAACAACAAAAACAGCUGCGGCGUCCACAACAGCCACAAUAGGUUGUGACAUGUCCAACUCAAAGCCACGUGUGGCAGCUAUAGCCGAGGCAACGCAAUGGCUUGCAACACCAAAUGGCAGCGGCAAUAUCAAUAGCGCUGAACUAACCUCAUUUCGCAAUGGCAACAGCUGUGCUGCUGGUGUAAAAUCGGAGGAGACGCCACGCAGCAGUCGUCCGAGUAGAUGUGUCAUCGCUACGGCUGCACCGACUUCAGCAACGAGCUCUGCCAGCAUAAAUUUACAUUCAAACAGCAGCUCCAACAACUCAAUGUGUAACGCUACAGCCGUCUCGAACGGUACCAGUUGUGGCAGCGGCAGCUCCAAGCCCCGAAACGACUGUGAUGACCCACAGGACAGCAACAUGCAAUGCAGCCGCGCCAACUGUGCACCGCCACACAAAUGUGUAUUUUUCAUUGACGAGGAUGAGCUACUGCCAGUCGAUGAGGCUGACGGCGAGGCGUACUGCGAUGAGGAUGAUAACACUAGCGAUGCCGCGAACAGCACUGGCGAUAGCAUAACCAACACAAGCGGUUUCUGCGCAGGCGCCAAUAUGUCGCAUCGUGAGAAGCAGCUGAUGAAGUACCGCAAGCGAAUGUUGAAACGCGACAAGAAGCAUCAUCAUCAUCAUCAACGCAAGCCGCUAUCCAACAGCGUGGAUGCAACGUGCGAACAGGAAGCCACACACGAGGUACAACGUGCACAAGUAGAAGAGCACGAUGAAGCGAACUGCUGCCAGCCGAUGGAGGAGGGCGAUGAGGACGAUGCUGCCGUGCAUUGCAGCAACACAAUGACAACGUUGCUCUCGCGCACCAGCACGCGCAUCGAAAUGAUCUCGACGGGCACACAGACACCCCUGAGUUGUUGUCGUCAAUGUGGCUGCGAGAAGACGCUCGUCUGCAUGCGUUGCAAUAGUGGCAGCAUGCGCGAAGAGCCAGCCAUAAAUGAACCCACCGAACCGGAUGUUGACGAUAUGGACGACUCGACAGCGUCCAGCCUUAGCAGCAGCGAAAUCAUACACACGCCACGCAACAAGGCCGAAUUGCUGUUGCAAGCCAUACAGCGCACGCCCAAAGUGGCCGCCGCCAAGCACAAGAAGGAGCAACCGCGCAAACUGUGCGGUGGCAAAUUACAGAACAACAAUCACCUCAGCGGUGUCAGCACGACGCAUGUCAAUGUGGGCGCCAAGAGCAGUGGCAGUAGCUUGCAUGAGAAUCCACUGGCUGGUUGUCAAGUUUGCAAGCGGCAGAAGACACAGCAUAACUUCGGCACUAGCAAUGGUGAAGAAGCAACUGCCAGCACAAAUGAGCAUUUAGCUGAUGAAGCUGAGAAUGCAGAUAUUGGCGAUGACACCGAUGACGAUGGUGGGAAGCAGCUUGAAGAUAUCAAAUUCGUUGCGGAAAGCGCCGAGGAUAUUCAACUGCCGGUGACGCCACUAACAGCGUUGCCAACGCACACACAAAUUAUGGAAGAGGAAUCCUUUUUGUCAUCCACCAAACUGACUCCACAAAUCGACCGUUGCACGCUCUCCAGCGCCACAAACGCUGCACGUUAUCCACCACUGACGAGAGGCGAUCAUGCCUGUGGUGAUCAGAACGUCGAGUGCAGCGAUCGCAGUGAGAAUCGCACGCCACCGGCCAUCACUAACAUAAUGGAUGACGAACGCUUCGAUGAAUCACAGUUUAAAACACCCACUACCACAGCGACUUGCGGCGCUAAUUCACCACAGCUGCAGACGCAACAGCGCCAGCAGGGCACACACAAGGCAUUUCAGCAUAAGCAGACACCUAAACCCAAUCUCCUGCAAUUGCACUGCAAUUAUCACAGCAAUGUGAAUGCUAGCAGCAAUCAGGCGGUUGGCGCUGCCGGCGAUGGUUUUGCUGUCGUGCGCGCCAACAACAAUGAUGUGGUCACAGCAAACAAGCCGCACAAGCAGCCGCAACCACAUAAUGCGCUACUCCUGCGCAAAGGACUACCCAAAGUGAACCUCACACCAAUCUUCUGCAAUCCGAUGCCAUCGCCCACCGGCGCCAGCCUCACAAGCAGCCACUCAUCGCCAAUACCCAUUCAUGGUGCUACAAAUGAUAUUACAUUUUGCUUUGAGCCGACAAUGCUGCAUCGCAGCGGCAAUCAGUUGCAGUUGCAUCAUCAGCUUAUGCAUUCCAGCAGCGGAAAUGUUAGUGCCUCACCACUCACCACCGAAGUCAAUAAUAUACCUGUACAAAAGUCAUACUCGGCACCCACGCUACCCAAUUCGCCGUCACUGUCGCCGCGUUUCGCCAAACAGGCGGCGAUCUAUAAGCGGCGCUCACGUCAUUUAUCCGAUCGCUCGGAUCGUUCGUCGCUCGGUUCGGAUGAGCAAUUCUCCGAUGAGGAUUUGGAAAGUGCUGGCAUGUAUAGCCCAGCUACAUCACCGCUGAAACAGAGCGCACGCGUCGCGGCUGCUUUUGGUCGCCAACCGUUGUUGGGCAAUCUGGAAGAGUCGCUGUUGCAAAAGCGCCUAAUGCCCAAGGUGGAAGUGAUGGGUUUUACGGUAUUGUUGGGCGCAUCGGGUGGCUUCUGUCCCACACAGCUGACAAUACCGGCCGCUUCAUAUUUCUACGAACUGCGUGGCGAGUCGCUGAGUACGCCUUAUGUGUGCGAAAUACGUCUGCCACGUAAGGGUUACUCGGUACCACGCGCUGGCAAUGUACAAGCCACUCUGCUGAAUCCGAUGGGCACAGUGGUGCGUAUGUUCGUGAUACCGUACGAUAUGCGCGACAUGCCGCCACUGCAUCAAACCUUCAUCAGACAACGUAUAUUGGCCGAGGCCAGUACGCAUGAAGCGACGACGCAGAAUGUACAGAGCAGCAGCACGUCGACGAAAAUGGAGCAGCAACCAUACACAAACGGCUAUGGCGGCGGCAGUGGACGCGGUGCUGGUGGUGAUGAUAAUUUGAACAUAAACAACAACAACAGCGAGUGCUAUCAAAAUAAUAAUAGGAAUAAUAACGGUAAUAACAACAAUAAUGCCAAAAACAAAUAUCGCCUCUCACCAAGCGGCGGCCUGCACGGCGAAAGCAAUCUCGGACACUUCAUAUCAGCAGAGAAUAUGAAACGCCUACGUUAUUCCAUACAUUUAAGAUUCCAAACGUCGCGCUCGGGUCGCCUCUCACUGCACACCGAUAUACGCUUGUUGAUCUCACGCCGCACCGAUUGUGAUACGGCAGCGGCACAUGCUAAGGGCGUUUUGGAGGCGCCCAAUGAUCUCGUCACCGACACCGUUAUGCCAACAAAUCCCAAAUAUAGCGCACGGCAAGACCAAAGCAGCUCCACCAGUAAUAGUAACGGCAACGGCAGUGGCAGCGGCAGUAGCAAUUUGAAUGUCAUCGCCACAACGGUUGGCGCAACAAAUAGUACAACAGUAACAACUAACAACCAUAACGGUAGCGGCAGCAAUAAGAUUUAGUAGUUGGUGCGAGCGGUGCGCACACAAACGCAUCAUUAUUUUGUAUUAUUUUGGAAACAGUUGCGUUUACGUUUGCAACACUGGCACUGCAGUUAUAAUUAGUGGGCGGGUAAAAAAAAAAAAAAAAACAAAAACAAAAACAAAAAGGAAGUGAUGGAAGUGAUGGAAGUGGACACCUGAUGUGAAUAAUGGGCGCAGAAGUCAGCCAAUAGCUAUAACAACAACAGCCACUCUUGCGGCCUUUGCUGACAACAACAACAACAACAAUAGCAAUAUUAAUUAUGAUAAUUACAAAAACAAUAUUCUAGAAUUUCACACUUUAUUUUCGAUGUUAACCAUUUAAUUUAGUGUGUGCCACUGCGUCCACGCCACUUUUUUCAUUCGUUUUCCAUCUAAAUAUUUGUCAUCUCUCACCUCAAACUUACGUCCCCACAAACACAUUGAACACUUUUAAUCACCCCCAUUAGCGUUACAAUCGAACACAAGCGUCCACCAUCCACCCAACCCUCCUCUAAGUACACGUGCAUACAACUCACACAUGCUCAUCUCACUAAAUACCUUAUGUACAAUUCGAUACAAAACAAAUUGUGUAAUUUUAUUUAUUUUAGAAAUAUUACUUAAAUAUACAUACGAUAUAUAUAUAGAUAUAGAUAUCUAUCUAUUUUUUUAAUAUCAUAAACAUACAUUAUACGAGAUAUACAUAUUAUAUAUAUUUUUUAAUUGAAAAACAAUACAAAUUGAAAUGAAAUUUGCAAAUUUAA